CAUUUGGGUGUAAUUGUGUGUGCGUGUGUGCAGGUGGAGUUUCUGGGUGAGGAGGGGACGGGUCUGGGUCCCACUCUGGAGUUUUACGCUCUGGUGGCCGCAGAGUUUCAGAGAACCUCUCUGGGGAUGUGGCUCUGUGACGACGACUUCCCCGACGACGAGUCCCGACAGGUGGAUCUGGGCGGCGGUCUGAAGCCCCCCGGUUACUACGUGCAGCGAUCCUGCGGUCUGUUCGCGGCGCCCUUCCCUCAGGACAGUGAGGAACUGGAGCGAAUCACAAAGCUCUUCCACUUCCUGGGCGUGUUCCUGGCCAAGUGCAUCCAGGACAACCGUCUGGUGGACCUUCCCGUCUCUCAGCCCUUCUUCAAGCUGCUCUGCAUGGGGGACAUCAAGUCCAACAUGAGUAAGCUGCUGUAUCAGAGCAGGGGCCACGACCCUAACGGACCCCCCCACACGCAUCCCUUCCUGCUGCUGUCUGAGAUGCAGUCAGAGGCUUCAACCGAGGAGAGCCAGGAGACGUACUCUGUGGGGAGCUUUGAUGAAGACUCCAAGUCCGAGUUCAUCAUGGACCCCCCCAAACCCAAACCCCCCGCCUGGUACCACGGCAUCCUCACCUGGGACGACUUCCAGCUGGUCAACCCGCACAGGUGAGAACGGUUUGAUUUAUUUAUUCAGUUUUCUUAGAUU
This is a messenger RNA of Notothenia coriiceps (black rockcod), 687 nucleotides long. Its product is annotated as E3 ubiquitin-protein ligase HECTD1-like. Gene Ontology annotation, molecular function: ubiquitin protein ligase activity. Gene Ontology annotation, cellular component: nuclear speck. The record is from RefSeq and is a predicted model, not a curated record. The transcript has 2 exons. NCBI's taxonomy places the organism in Eukaryota, Metazoa, Chordata, Actinopteri, Perciformes, Nototheniidae. Gene Ontology annotation, biological process: protein K63-linked ubiquitination; proteasome-mediated ubiquitin-dependent protein catabolic process; anatomical structure development. Bases 127 to 651 code for a protein of 174 amino acids.